Messenger RNA from Prorocentrum cordatum, 935 nucleotides. The record is from the annotation of a GenBank genome assembly. NCBI's taxonomy places the organism in Eukaryota, Dinophyceae, Prorocentrales, Prorocentraceae.
CCAGGUCGUCGACGUGCAGCAGGGCGGGGCCCUGACGACGGAGGAGAGCCUGCGGCUGGGGCUCUCUGCGGCCAGCUCGGACAGAGGGGCCGCGGCUGCUCACGCGGCUGCGGGGACGUCGUACAGCCAGAUCUGCAUGGCGAGCCUGGGAACGCAGCUCCCGUCGACCACGGCAGUCUCUUCGACCACCCUUACAUCAUCACCGGCUCGUUUGUCCACGCGCACUCGCAUUGAAAACGGCAUCAUUACUACAACGAUUACAACGACCAGGCUAGCCACCAGCCGUCCGAACAGUUCAACUGCCAGUGUGACUACGGCGUCUAUGGUGACGGGGGUAGCCUCCAUGAUCCAGUCGAACACCUCACAUGCCAAUACGACCAGAGUGGCCGCAACCGCGUCGACAUCCACCACCAUGACGAUAACACGUACGACUACACCGAGCACGCGCAGCACGGCUACUGAAAUCAAAGUUCGGCCCACCGAAGUAUUCAGAGCAUCUGUCCUCAACUCAACGGUAUCUUUUGCCUCGCCAGCAACAGCGUCCAGAACGCCCGAGAGAGCUGAAGUGAGCUCAUGGCUGGGCUGCUUCGAGUAUGAUAGGUCAGACAUGAGGCACUUCUACGAGCACUUCGAUGAGCACUUUUACGAUAGUUCCUCGACCAAUGACUGCAGCGAGAGGUGCCAUGAGUAUGAGUUCAUCGCCGUGCACAACGAGAAGCUCUGCAUGUGCAUGCUGAAGCGGCCAGACCCCCCGCAGUUCGAACUCGUGGCCGACCUCCGCUGCGGCAGCAUCUGCCGCGGCGAGACCCACAUGCUGCCAGAGCGCUUCUGCGGAACGUCGGAGACGUAUGCUGUGUACCGGAUCAGGCAGACGCCGCAGCAGGCGGGCGCCGCAGCCCUAAGCCCUGGCGCAUCGGGAAUUCUGCCGGAGGCGG